CCAUAUUCUCUUCUCCUGUUAAUUAUCCCCACUUUCCCUCCUGCUGUCCUUCGUAAUAGAUAUAAAAAAAAAGAAGAAGAAAUUCCUUUUGAAAAAGCUCUUCUUCUCUUUGUAAUCUUUGCAACAUCACCAAAUUCUCAUCAUAUUCACCACUAUCUCUUUCUCCUCUCAGUUCUCUCUAUUGCUUCCAUCUUCUUUCUUCAAUGGAGAGCAGACCAGUUCAGCAUUUCCAUCAUCUUUUACUUUCACUUCUUCUCUUUGCUGUAUUGGCUUCGGUUUCUACAGCCGAGCAAGGCGUUGGUACUUCGAUUAAGACCGAUGCUGCUGGCUUAUUUUUGUUCAAGAAGCUGAUCCAAAAGGACCCAAAUGGAGUUUUGUCUGGUUGGCAGCUUAAUAGGAGUCCAUGUGCCUGGUAUGGAGUCACUUGCUCUCUUGGAAGAGUCACUCAGCUUGAUCUUUCUGGGAGUAAUCUUGUCGGGUUUAUAUCUUUUGAUCCUUUAACUUCUCUUGAUAUGUUAUCUUCCUUAAAAUUAUCUUCAAAUCUGUUUACUGUAAAUUCAACUUCUCUGCUUCAUCUCCCAUAUGCCCUGCAAUAUCUAGAGUUAUCUUCUGCUGGACUUGUAGGUGUGGUUCCCCAGAAUUUUUUCUCGCAGAACCCGAAUCUAGUUUACGUGAAUCUUUCUCAUAAUAAUUUAACAGGUUUUUUACCCGAUGAUCUCUUGUCCAACUCUGAUAAACUACAGAACCUUGACCUUUCCUACAACAAUUUUACAGGGUCGAUUUCGGGUCUGAAAAUUGACAACUCUUGCAACUCCUUGUCGCAACUUGAUCUAUCUGGAAACCAUUUAAUGGAUUACAUUCCUGCAUCACUUGCAAAUUGUACAAAUCUAAAGACAUUGAAUUUGUCCACCAAUAUGCUUACAGGAGAGAUCCCAAGAUCUUUUGGUGAACUCAGCAGCUUACAGAGAUUGGAUAUCUCCCAUAACCAUCUCACAGGUUGGAUCCCUUCUGAGUUGGCAAAUGCGUGUGGUUCACUUCUGGAACUUAAGCUUUCUUUCAACAACAUUUCAGGAUCUAUACCUGGAACUUUCUCUUCUUGUUCUUUUCUGCAACUUCUUGAUUUGUCCAACAAUAAUAUCUCAGGUCCUUUUCCAGAUACUGUCCUUCAAAAUCUUAAUUCAUUAGAGGUGUUGCUGCUGAGUUUCAACCUCAUUUCUGGAUCAUUUCCUGCUUCCAUUUCAUACUGCAAAAAUUUAAGAAUUGUGGAUUUUAGUUCCAAUAGAUUUUCUGGUUCUAUCCCGCCAGACAUAUGUCCAGGUGCAGCUUCUCUUGAGGAGCUCAGAAUGCCAGAUAAUCUCAUAACCGGACAAAUCCCUGCUCAAUUAUCACAAUGUUCCAAGCUAAAGACUCUUGAUUUUAGUAUAAACUUCCUCAACGGUUCCAUCCCUCAUGAGCUUGGGAAGCUUGAGAAUCUUGAGCAGCUUAUAGCUUGGUAUAAUGGCUUAGAAGGGAGAAUUCCACCAGAAUUGGGGAAAUGCACAAACCUCAAAGAUCUCAUUCUCAAUAACAAUCACCUUACUGGUGAAAUUCCUGUUGAAUUAUUCAGUUGCAGCAAUCUUGAGUGGAUAUCUCUCACAAGCAAUAGGAUCUCAGGAAAAAUCCCAAAGGAAUUUGGCCUUUUGUCACGGUUAGCUGUUCUUCAGCUUGGAAAUAACACCUUGAGUGGAGAGAUACCAAAUGAGCUUGGAAACUGCAACAGCUUGGUUUGGUUAGACCUGGGCAGCAAUAGGCUUACUGGUGAAAUUCCGCCUAGACUUGGCCGGCAGCCUGGAGCGAAAACACCAGGAGUAAUUCCGUCCGGGAACACUUUGGUGUUUGUAAGAAAUGUGGGUAAUUCAUGUGAAGGAGUUGGAGGUUUAUUGGAAUUUGCUGGUAUCAGACCAGAAAGAUUUAUGCUGGUCCCAACACUGAAGACUUGUGAUUUCACAAGAUUGUAUACAGGGCCAGUCCUGAGCCUUUUUACACAAUACCAAACACUGGAGUAUCUGGAUCUUUCAAACAACCAGCUUCGAGGGAAGAUCCCAGAUGAAAUGGGGGAAAUGAUAGCUUUGCAGGUUCUUGUGUUAGCUCACAACCAGCUAUCAGGAGAGAUUCCUCCAUCGCUUGGUCAGCUCAAGAAUUUGGGAGUUUUUGAUGCAUCACAUAACAGAUUACAAGGCCAAAUUCCUGAUUCAUUUUCCAACUUGUCUUUCUUGGUGCAAAUUGAUCUGUCCUAUAAUGAUUUAACAGGGGAAAUUCCACAGAGAGGGCAACUAAGUACACUUCCUGCUUCACAGUAUUCACACAAUCCCGGACUUUGUGGGGUUCCAUUGCCGGAUUGCCACGGCGGGAAUGGCCAAGCAACAUCAAGUCCGACAACGGAUGGUGACAGAGGAGGCCGGAAGAAAUCAGCCGCAUCAGGGGCUAAUAGCAUUGUUUUAGGAAUCCUUAUUUCCGUCGCAUCUCUAUGCAUUUUAAUUGUGUGGGCUGUAGCAAUGCGAGUGAAGCACAAGGAAGCAGAGGAAGUGAAGAUGCUUAAUAGCUUGCAGGCAUCCCAUGCAGCCACAACAUGGAAGAUUGAUAAAGAGAAGGAGCCACUGAGCAUCAACGUAGCUACUUUCCAGAGACAGCUAAGGAAGCUCAAGUUCUCCCAACUCAUUGAGGCUACAAAUGGCUUCUCUCAAGCAAGUCUUAUUGGCUGUGGUGGGUUCGGAGAGGUGUUCAAAGCCACAUUGAAGGAUGGCUCAAGUGUUGCAAUCAAGAAGCUCAUAAGAUUAAGCUGCCAGGGUGAUCGAGAAUUCAUGGCUGAAAUGGAAACUCUAGGGAAGAUAAAGCAUAAGAACCUUGUCCCUCUGCUGGGCUACUGCAAGAUUGGUGAAGAGAGACUACUCGUAUAUGAGUUCAUGGAAUUUGGAAGCCUAGAUGAAAUGCUCCAUGGAAAAGUGAGGACGAGAGACAGGCGAAUUCUAACUUGGGAUGAAAGGAAAAAGAUUGCAAGAGGCGCAGCCAAGGGACUCUGUUUUCUACACCACAAUUGCAUCCCACACAUCAUUCACCGAGACAUGAAAUCAAGCAAUGUGCUCCUGGACCAUGAAUUGGAAGCAAGAGUUUCAGAUUUUGGAAUGGCAAGGCUCAUAAACGCACUCGACACUCACCUCAGCGUAAGCACACUGGCUGGAACACCUGGCUAUGUCCCCCCGGAGUACUACCAAAGCUUCAGGUGCACUGCAAAAGGAGAUGUGUAUUCAUUUGGGGUUGUUCUGUUGGAACUCCUGACAGGAAAGCGCCCAACAGAUAAGGAUGAUUUUGGAGACACAAACUUAGUGGGUUGGGUGAAAAUGAAGGUAAGUGAAGGGAAACAAAUGGAAGUGAUAGACCCAGAAUUGCUCUCUGUCACUAAAGUAACUGAUGAAGCUGAAGCAGAAGAAGUUAAAGAAAUGGUUAGGUACUUGGAGAUCACAUUGCAAUGUGUUGAUGAUUUCCCUUCAAAAAGGCCAAACAUGUUGCAAGUGGUGGCCAUGUUAAGAGAGCUGAUGCCUGGAUCAGCCAAUGGAAGCAGCAACAGCGGUUGAAGAAAGUGUAAGAAGAUGAGGUUGUCCAUGAUUUUUAUGCUAAGUUUUUAAGAGCUCUCCUGUAUCUAAAUUGCAAUUUUUUUUUUUCUUUUUUCAUUUUUGCUUUGUUGAUCAGUUCCUAACAGCAAAUUAAGCAAUGAGUACGUUCAAGAGUUUCUCCGAAAUUAAGCAAUGUUUCAGGAAUAUAGCUCUUUAUUACUAUUGUUGUAUAACUUUCUGAAAUGUACAUAUGAGCACAUUGAUUCUCUCGUAUUUUUUCUUAA
Molecule: messenger RNA, 3874 nt
Organism: Manihot esculenta (cassava)
Lineage: Eukaryota; Viridiplantae; Streptophyta; Magnoliopsida; Malpighiales; Euphorbiaceae
Product: serine/threonine-protein kinase BRI1-like 2
Exons: 1
Coding region: 204-3611 (1135 amino acids)
Biological process (GO): protein phosphorylation
Cellular component (GO): plasma membrane
Molecular function (GO): protein kinase activity; protein binding; ATP binding
Source: RefSeq, a predicted model, not a curated record